Molecule: messenger RNA, 6601 nt
Organism: Darwinula stevensoni
Lineage: Eukaryota; Metazoa; Arthropoda; Ostracoda; Podocopida; Darwinulidae
Source: the annotation of a GenBank genome assembly
AUGCCAUGGUAUUUUCCCUGGUCAGAAGCUGUGAAAAACAGAGCAUGUCGCUAUCUCCUUCAGCGGUAUCUAGGGCAAUAUUUGGAACAUAAGCUGACAUUGGACCAGUUAAGUGUUGAUCUCUAUAGUGGAGUUGGAAGGAUCACUGACAUCUUCCUUGAUGUGGUGGGCCUCAAUGAACUUGGAGAGCAGUAUCAUCUUCCACUUGAAUUCAUUGAGGGAUAUGUUGGUGAAAUCACCAUAUCUAUUCCUUGGUCCUCUCUCCUCAAUGAAAGUAUCUUUAUGGAAGUGAGAGGUUUGAGAUUGACAGUUCAGCCAAAGCAGAGGGAUGAUUUCGCAUCAGUAUUUGAUUCCAUGUGGGGCUCCAUGACAAGUAGCAUACAAAUAGCAGAAGAAUGUCUUCGAUCUGAGAAAGGUGACCCAAAGCUGCCUGAGUAUGGACAACCACUUGAGGGAUUGGAGAUGUUUGCUCAGGCUAUUGACACAGUGCUCUCGAAGGUAAAAGUACGAUUGUUGGAUACCACCUUCAGAGUUGAGCAUGUACCAAAAAACAGCAAUACUGGAGUUGCUUUUGAAAUCCGGGUGAAGCAGAUAGAUUAUUUUGAUGAAGCUGGUGUGGAGAUGCGUAAGGGAGAAGACAUGCCAAAGCAGGGUUACCAACCUGCAGCUUUCUCUAUCAAGAAAAUGUAUUUCCAUGGAGUAUCUUUCUUUGUUGAUGAAUUCCCAUCUCGGGCUCGAACUUUUUCCCGUAGUCACAGUUCUUCUCUUGGUGCAUCCACUCAUGACCAGGACAUGUUUCAGUCCUUCUCUGAAACAUUGAAUCCCAAGACAGACUCAUCUCCAGAAUCAGAAGGUGGAAGCAAUAUUUGCAAUGGACCAGAACCAAUUCUUCUGGGCCACCUAACUGGGAGGCAGGAAUUGCGCCUUCGAUUGAAACUUGUUGAGACUGUCCCAGGUGUCAAGGUUGACCUGGAGCUGAAUUGUGGCUCUCUUAUUCUUUUGUUCACUCCAAGACAAGCUCAUAUAGCUCUUGCCAUGCUUGAGGGGAUUGCAUCCCCUAGCAUGGAAGACACCAGCAAUGUUGGGGGCUACCAGAAGACCCAAACUUCUCGUGACAAGCCGAUGGAAUCAGACGAUUUUGAAAAGGUUGAAAAGGAACUUCAAAGACAGAUCCAAGAGAAGAAUUGGAUGGCACCUUCAAAUUUGGCCAAUAUGCAAGGGUGGACCAGUCAUUCCCUAGAAGAUGAAGAGUUCCUUCCCAUGAGAGGAAAGCAUGGUUAUCGUCAUUGCCCUCCUGGGGGUUCCUUGGCCCCUUCAUCAGCAGAUAAUGCCAGUUCACAGAUGGACACUUCAACUGGAAGCCUUUCCUCAUCUGUCACCUUUGCAUCUUCAACUGCAGCUGGGUAUCCCCUUGGAAGUUUCCUUUUGAAGGGAACAGAAAGGGAUAACUUCAAAACAAGCAAGAAAAUAAAUCACAUUGGAAAAGGUGAUGAAGGAAUGUCUGAGUUGACCCAUUUCCAAGUUCGAUUGAGCUCUAUGGCUCUGAUAUUGCUUCAUGAUGACAUCUUGACCUGUGCUGUGGAUGGAAGAGGUCAUUUGGCCAAGUCUUCUGUCAAUCAGCUGAAGUCUAUGGUUGGGAAAUUCUUCUCAUCUAUUGAAAACUAUACAUCUGAUGGAUUCACACAGAAUGAAUUCCGUAAAGCAGACAAGAUUUUCCGAGAUGCAUGUGCAUUCAGCCAUUGCAGGCUUCUAGCUGCUCCAGUAUCCCUUGAAGGAAGUGAGAAGAGCUCAAGUUCAAAGUCUGUGAUCUUCUGCCACCUUUCAGCUGCAAAUGCCAUCCUGACUGAGAGCUUAUGCAUGAAGGGAAAAGAUGAAUCAUUGCUCUAUGAAGAUUCUGUUCUUCUUGAUUUUGGAAAGCAGACCUCUUCAGCUGAGAAGCAGAGCGGUAAAACUGAUAUUAGACUUGAUGUCACUUAUACAGAAUAUUUGAUCCCAGCCCAUCAUCGACAAGGAAGACCUCAUCUGCAGCUCAGAUUUGAUUUUGCCCCUUUCACAUCUGAAGUGGACAUUUCAAUUACUGAUAGGCUUGGUGCUCUGCUAUGGACUCAGCUUCUUCCUAAGAAAAAUGUGGAAUCAACUGGAACGCUCCAUGACAUGAUAUCUGAUCCAGCCCCAGGCCAUAUUACCAGCAUCCAGAUAGUAUUCUCUUCUGCCAAGUUGCAUUUCAGGUUCCCAAUCCCUGACUUGCGCCCUCUACAUGACACAAGUCGUGCUCCUUGGUGGCAGCGAAAUGUGCGUCCUGAUGCCAUUGUCUUUGAUCUGUCUGAUGGUGCUUUCUCAACAACCUUUGAAUCAGGAAGUCCAAAGAUAGAACUUGAUGUGACUGCCAAAGACAUCCAUGUCUCAUACCUUGAGAAUGCCUCACAUCCUGAAGAAAUGAUCUCCUUCCUCAGGGGCUCCUGUAUCUCAGAUGCUGAGGAUGCUGGCAUCCCUAGACUCACCUUGCAUAUAUAUGGAGCUGAAGCUCACAUGUAUGGAUGUGAUAGAACAAGUGAUAAUUUGGUGGACUGUGAGCCAAGUUCUGUGUCCAUCAUGGGUCCUCUGGUCAAGGAGUGUGAAGGACGAGACCCUUCUCCUUUCACAAAGCGGCAGAUAUUGUACAACUUGGCACCAAAUCCUUCCCAUGGGGAAAAAGGUGUAGAUGGUGAGGAACUUGUGGUACCAUCUGACAAAGCUGAGCUGGAUGCUUUCAUUGAGCGCACUUUGUCAAAUUGCCAGUAUCAUAUUGAUCUGAGCAUUCCUAGUCUCACUCUCUUCUUUCCCAGCAAAAAGUUUUAUGAGCUCAUCUAUAACAGGUUAAACACAGACCUGCUGAUGUGGGAACCAGCUGCACCUCAUUCUCACCAGUCAUUCUCUCAUGCUUCAACAGUUCCUUCUCACAGACUGCAGGACUCCAUUUAUCAGGCUUUCACAAUGUGCAAGAGUGGAUUGCUGAGAGACUCGGACAGUGACACUGAUGAAGAGAGAGGGUAUAAUGAAAAGACCCCUCUAGGAAAGCUUCAGAGAGGAAUUGUUGGACAGAAUGAGGUUGUUCUCACGCUCUCCUCUCAGAGGGUAUUCUGUUCUCUACAUGUCCCUUUCAAAUGUGGUAUUGACAAUUGUUGUGAUAUGGAUGUAACUUACUUCAAGGACGAGAUGAAUGAUUUGGUGUUGGGGAGACAUGGAGAGCUGUUGGUGGAAGGUUGGGAAGUGGACAAUGUACCAGAUAGCGUAAAACAUGCACGUCUCCUACCGGAAGAGCUUCGAUCAUAUGGAGAUCCACAACUGACAUUGUAUUUGUCUGAUGAAGGAGUACCUACCUCAAUGAAUGGUUUUGUUGGCAAAGGAAUGGACUCCUUGGAUAUGAUCACUUUAGUCAUUGAGCAUAAUUUGGACAAAGAUCAUCACCUGAAGAGGUUCCAGAUUGCUUUGGCAUUCCGAGGGACUACGCUUAGAUAUCGCAUGUUCCCUACAAACCAAGGGUGGUUGAAUGAAUUAAUUGAUUUCUUUGAUGUUGUGGACUUUCCUCUGGAUGGCUAUGAACCACCAACUGUUGUCUCUGAACUUCAUCUCCAUUUCUGGGGCUCUGCAAUUGAUUAUAGGCCCCUGAACUUGCCACUACGUGCCAUGAUCACAGUGGAAAGCUUCACUGUGUCAGGAAACCUUGCUUCACAGACAAGCACAUCUCUCCUUCGCUUCAUCAUUGAAGAUGGUGAAUUGUGGCUAUCAGAUCAAGUGUCUGACAUCCCUACUGUCAGCUUGCAUGCACAUUAUGCAUGUGUUGUUGAAGUGGGUCUCUUUGACAUCACAUUACGUCUGUGUAACAGGAAGGACACAAAAAAUCCUCGUGUUGACUUUCAUGCCACAAACAAUGUAGUGCACAUACGGACAUGUGCUGAUUCCUUCCAAGCCUUGACAGACCUGAUAAAGUAUCUUGCUUCUAAAGGUGAUUUAGUUAUGGCUGAUGAAACACCAGCCACAGUGCCAAUUAGCCAUUUAGAAGAAACAGUGUACACUGAUGGAUUAUGUGCUUUGGAUCGUGAUGGGAAAGUGAAAGUUCCUGACCUCAUGGCAGAAGCAAUGAAGGAAUCAUCCAGUGGAACCAACAGUCAUGCUAAUUCUGCCCAUCCAUCACCAGAGGAAAAACCACCUUUGGAAAUCUUCUUCUAUGCUGGAGAUGAAGCUGGAGAGUUUGGAACAUAUGUGAGGGAGUGCAAGGGUGAAAAACUUGUCAUGAGUGAUCUUGAAGAUGCCUUGGCUGAUGCAUCUGUUGAAGAUCGUAGAAGUUCUGAGGAGGAUUUCUGCAUAUUGGAAAAUGACCCUGGGACAGGAAUCUUGUCAAAGCGUGGAGAACCUCAGGUGAAAAUUUUGACUUCUGAGCCAAUUUCUGUUGUGGAACAUCAUUUCAAAGCUCCCAUAAGGAAGGCAGACAUUCUCAAGGCUCCAAAAGACUUCCCCCAGCCCACCCAUCGCUAUACUUUACAUAAGAUGAGCUUGGUUUGGCACAUCUAUGGUGGAUGGGAUUUUGAUUCGACUGCCUUGCACAGAGGAAAGGGCCCCAAGAAGAAAUCUGGUGGCAUGGAAUCCCCCAAGCAUCAAUCAACUAGAGGCCAGGAAUCAGCAGGCUAUAGUGGUUCCAAACCUUCCUCACACUCGGUUCACUUUUCUUCAGAGGACAUAAAGCAGUCAGUAUCAAUACUAUGGUCACCAAAGAAGAAAAGUGGGAACAAAGACUGCAGGGGAGGAGUCAAUAGAGACAUCAAUACAGCUGUGGAAUUCCAUCUUCUAAAGAUGUCAUUUCAACAUGAAGUAUACCCUGAAUCUACCCCCCAGGCCUCACGACAAGUUCUUGUCAUAAGUGACAUUGAAAUUCUAGAUCGGCUGUCUUCCUCACAAAUCAACAAGUUUCUUUAUCUCUAUUCUUCUGAGGCCAUGCCAAGACAAACUCAUGCCAACAUGCUGUCAGUGAAAGCAGUUCAUUCUCGCCCAGAUAUGUCAGCAGGAGCAGAAGAAUGCUCACUUCGGAUUUCUGUGUCCCCACUGCGACUCAAUGUUGACCAAGAUGCUCUCUUCUUUCUCCAUGACUUUUUCCUUUCUGUCAGUGGCGGCUCUUCACCCCUUUCCAAAAAUGUUGACUCUGGGGGCAGUGGCUUGAAACAACCAGUGAUGAAAUGUGGAAAAGCAGAUGGAAGUGAAGAACAAGACGUAUCUGAUGAAGAAGAUGGAAGUGGUGAAGAUGAUCAAGAAGACUCUCACAGCUUCUUCAGUGAGCCAUCUUAUAAAGAAGAGUCACACCAAUCUCAACCCAUCUACUUCAGGUCUGUGUUGUUCUCUCCAGAAGUACCAAUCAGAGUAGAUUAUCAUGGAAAGCGAGUGGACCUAGGGCAAGGUCCUCUUCGAGGUCUUCUCAUUGGACUAGCUCAGCUCAACUGCUCAGAACUUUGUCUAAAGAGGAUUGAACUUCGUCAUGGUAUUUUGGGAGUGGACAGAUUGAUGGCAUAUUUGAUCUCAGAGUGGGCAAAUGAUAUCCGAACCACCCAGUUGCCAAAUAUUCUUGGAGGAGUGGGACCCAUUCAUGCAUUUGUUCAGCUGUUUCAGGGUCUUAGAGACCUUGUGUGCCUCCCUGUGGAGCAGUAUCAAAAAGAUGGCCGAAUUGUGAGGGGCCUCCAGAAAGGUGCUGCCUCUUUCUCCACAUCCACUGCAGGAGCCACCCUUGAAUUGACCAAUCGCCUUGUUCAAGCUAUCCAACUGGCUGCUGAAACAGCAUAUGACAUGGUUUCACCUGGACCAAGUGUGAGGUCACGACAUGGCAGAAGAUCUAGUCACAAGAGAAGAACUCCUCAGCCAGCUGACCUGAGGGAAGGUGUCUCCAAUGCCUAUCAAGUUGUUCGCACUGGUUUGGGAGAAACUGCACACACACUGGUACUGGCAGCCAGCCGUGAGCACGAGCACAAAGGUGUUUCUGGUGCAGUUGGAGGGGUGUUACGUCAACUCCCUCCUACAAUUGUACGCCCCAUCAUUCUAGCUACAGAGGCCACCAGCAGUGUUCUGGAUGGGAUGAGGAAUCAGCUCAUCCCUGAUGUUCGCCGAGAGCAACAGGAAAAAUGGAAAACAGAUUCCUAGUCCACCCCAUCAUCCUAUGACUAGCAGCUUCUUGAUAUCCGGUUCUUUCAGGGCUUUCAUUUUUCAAGGAAGGGCAAUUCUUGCUCUGAUGUGAUUGUGCAUGAGUUUUUAUGUCCAGCUUCAUGUAUUGGUAUGGAUCCAUGUUCAGAUUCUAAUGGAAAAUUUGCAAUUAAGGCCUAUUUUAGGUCAAUUUUAUCUAUUGAAAAGACUGGGUCUGCUUGACUCUGGUUCAUGUUUCCUGCAUGCAGGCAUCAUUACUUUUCUGGUCAAGAGAUGGAGUAUUAAGUAUGACACUGGGCAUGAUAGCAUACAUGCUCUGAUGAAUAUGUCUUACACUCAGCAAUCCCUGAGAGCCUCAGUGAGAAUAUGUGAAGUAUUUGCUGAUUCAUUAGCAGCGCCAUACACUACCAGGCUUUUAGAAUAAAAGAAGUUUUGUAAA